AGGAAAAAGAAGCAACAGAGGAUGGAUGCUGACAGGAGGAAGCGCACCACUUCCUGUCCAUCUGUGGCGAGUAACAAGUCAAAAGAUGAACAUCUGACAUUCAGCAGGGACAUCAGAACAAACAUGGACGCUGACUUGGGGGAGCACACCUCUUCCUGCCCUUCAGUGACAAGUGACAAAUCCAAAGAUGAACCUUUGAACUUCAGCAGGAAUAUGACGCCAACAGCAGCUGUUCAAAUAAUCAAAGAUGACGGACUGCAGAUUAAAUACGAGGAAUCUGACCUGGAGCUGCCACCGAUGAUUGAAGACUGGACUAAAGACCAUGUGAAAGCCUGGCUAGUCUCUAAACUCAGAGUCUCAAAGGAAGUUGCUCAGAAUCUCUAUGACCAGGAGUUGUCUGGAGCUUGCCUCGCCUCCUUGAAGAAAGAAGAUCUGUUAGAUCUUGGUGUUCCACGAGCCCCAGCUUUACAAAUGUUAAGAGAGAUUGAAAAGUUCAGGCCACAUUCAGACUCAUUAGUGUCCGGUGUUAGAACUCCACAGAGUGAGUAUGAGCUCAGAAAAGCUCAAGACGUGUCAGACGGAAUGAAUGAAUACAUGGAAACGGCAACAGUGUCCUCAGAUUCAGGAAUUCAGAGUCUGAGCUCUGCAGUGCAAAUGCUCCAGAUGCCACCAUGCAAAAUCAACUUGGAGCAAGAUGAAAGCUCAAACUAUGCACAUAGUAUGACUGAGAUUCCUGACACUGAAAUGGCUGUACAACCUCAGAAGCCCUUUAGCCAGAUCCGACCCUUUGAUAGAAGCAAUACCUCCAUGUUUUAUAUGGAAAAUGAUGUUCUUCCUCCCAUGGCUGGGCCAAGUAAUCUCAUUGAUCCCAUCCGCGAGUACGUCCUCCUCCCGAAUGAUAAUGAAGCCAGUGACAGGGAGAUUCUUUAUGAGUUCACAAAGGAAGUGUUUAGUUUUGCUGCUAGCUGCAUGAAUUCCCGAACCAAUGGAACCAUACAUUUUGGAGUACACAGCCUGUCAGACCAUGGAGAGAUUGCUCAAGUGGUUGGGCAAAAGAUCAAGUCUUUCAGAGACUACACUCAGGCUUUUGAAUCAUCUUUUGGAGAGUUCUUUGAGGAACAACAUGUGCAUACUGCCAGAAUGUGCAUUAGAGUACCACAGUUUAUUCAAGUAUGCCAUGAAGACGGAACCAUCUCAGACAGGUGUGUGAUUGAAGUUGAUGUAGUCCCAGUUUAUUCACAGACACUAGAUAACAUUUUUUACACUCAACUGGGUAUUACGGCUGCAGAGAAAAGUCAGCACUGCAAAACUGAGUGUCUUUUUAUCCGGGACGGUCAACGGUCCACGAACCUUUUAGAAGAUCCGAAUCCUCGAUUAACCCAAGAAAAACUGAAAAGCUUGACUGAUAAAGUCAAGAGCUGGGCAACAGCUCGAAAAUCUGCUGAAGAAAGGUAUGAAGUCCAGCUUUUUCAAAGCCACCAGGGCCAAAGGCUGAAGCAACUCGUAACACGCGGAAAAGAUGCCUUUGACAGCUCUCUCCAGGUGAUUGUCGUCACGGACAAAUGUCAUCCCAGCCAGCUGGAGUUCAUGGAUUUCCUGAAGGAGAUGAAGCUCUUUGCUGUACUUGACUUUGACCCAGAGUCUGACGUGAGUGGAACAUGCAGUUUUUACAGAAAAGAUAGUGUUGCCAAUCUUCACUUUCCAAACAUGUACACUGCCCAAGACAGCAUAUCUGCAAUCCUUGGAAAACUUAACUUGUUUAAGCAAACCAGUUGGAUUUUCUGCAAUGGGCGUCUGAAUGAGGAGAAUGAGGAAGACAAGCCACUAACACCCAGUGAAUGGAUUAAGAGGCGCUCCGGGGACAUCAGCAACAUGGUAACCUGGCUUUGUAACCCGGAUUUGAUUUCCAGAGAUAAACUCUUGGUCAUAUUUGUUCUCCACUCUGCAGUAACUGAAAUCUACAACCCAAUCUUGGAGACCUUCUGUGCAAUGUAUCGCUCUCUGGGAGGUGCUGAGAACAUGCUGUGCUUAUGCAGAGAUUCAGCUGUAUUCAAGCACUGGAAGGAUCUGGUAAAGACUCGGUGCCAAGAGGAAAUUUCCAAUAAAUGCAUCUAUGAACUGAGCCUUAUUGAAAUAUCAAGCACCAUCAGAAAACUUAAAGAACCAAAAACACGAUCUUCACAGAGAUAUUUGCCCUCGACAGGCUCCAGCUCUGUCCUGCUGGCAAAAAAAGAUGAAGAACUCAUGACUGUCUUGGACAUUUUAUGUGAAAAUGAGUGCGAAAACACAGAAAUUGAAACUAAUGAUUCCUUUCAGGAGUUUAAGAAACAAACAGAAGAGGACUUUUACAGAGGAGGGCAAGUUUCAUGGUGGAACUUUUACCUCUCAGAGAAUGACUGCAGCCUGCCUUUCAUCAAACGAGACAAAUACAUCGAGUUGUAUGACCUGAUCAUGGCUGUUGGAGCACCCACAUCUCGGUGCUCCAUGAUCAAUCUCUUCCAUCACCCUGGAUGUGGAGGGACUACUCUGGCAAAGCAUGUUCUUUGGAACCUGAGGAGAAAGUUCAGAUGUGCUGUUGUAAAGAACAACAAGGCAACAAACAAUGAAGUUGCUGCUGAGGUCAUAAACUUGCUCACUUAUGGGAGACAGAGUCAGCCAGGCAACACACCUGUCCUCCUAUUGGUGGACAAUUGGGAUGACGUGGAAGAUCUAAAGCUGUGCAUUCUGAGUGGUGCUCGUGACAAAAACCAACAGAGCAAUCUGAUGGCAAUCAUAUUGAACUGUGAGAGAACGCAGUUUCCUGAAGAAAGCUCUCGAAAGAGCCGCAUUCCAAACGUGUUUAUAGCCAACAAGCUGUCCCCUCAAGAGCAGAAACUGUUUUCUGCAAAACUCCAGCAGCUAAAGAAGGACCACGAGAAGCCUGACACCUUCUAUGCCUUCAUGAUAAUGACCAAUAAUUUUAGUGAAACCUAUAUCGCCAAUGUGGUGAGCAACACUGUUAAAGAUCUCGACGCCACUAGCCCACAAGGCAAGCUCUUUUCUUUCCUGGCCUUGCUGAACACCUUUGUCGAUGGAUCCUACAUAUCACUGUCUCUCUGCGAAGAGUUGGUCGGCAUCAAGAAUCCCCUUUGGAAGCGAGAAACUCUUGAAGAAAAAAUGGGUCCAUAUUCCAGCCUUCUGAUAACGUUUACAGUGGAAGAGCAUGGCACCUAUCAAGCAGUGAGAUUCCUACAUCAAAUGAUUGCUCAGAACUGUCUUAAGAUUCUGAAAAGAGACCACAACCUCUCUCUGUCUGACAUGGCAAUGAGCAUCUUGGAGUGUGACAAAGUCUAUAAGUCAUGCAUGGGAAAAGAUUUCCUUUACCAAGAUAUUCAAAGCAUGCUUGUCAGGCGCCACAGAAAAGAACACGGUGGUGACAAAAACACACAGUUUUCCCCUUUAAUUGAGAAAAUAAGAGAAGAAGAGGGUUCUGAGCAUGUCAGAAUUCUCCUGGAAAAAGCCACGGAGAGGUUUGACAGAAGUGCGACACUUCCACAGGCACUUGCAAGACAUUUCUGCUUGAACGAGAAGCAAUUUGAUUCUGCUCUUCGUUGGGCCCUAGACGCACAGAGCAAAAACUCCAAUUCGUACAUUGCCGACACAGUUGGACAAGUGUACAAGAGUCAACUCAAAAAGUACAUUGAGGACUCGGGGUCUCCCACUCCCGAAGUGCUAAAAGAAUGUCUGAUAGUGGGAUCCAAGGCUGUGAAGGCGUUUCAGUAUUCUCAGGAGCUGGCCAACAGAGAUGAGCAGAUGGACCAAUUUGAUAUGAACAACAUGAAGAGGUCUAAGUCCUACAAUACAUCUGGCUAUGUUGGGGAAAUGGAAGUCAUGAUGAUCCUUCUUGACAUUAUUAAAGGUCUCCCUUUUUAUCAGAACAACAAACUUGAAAAAGACAAAAUGCGUCAGUUUCUCAAAGGUCACCUUUCAGCAAAAGACUUGCAUCUCGAUCACAGCAACACAACCACUGACCAGUUUAUAGUUGUUCUCACAGAUCACGCAGACUUUCUGGUUUCCUUCAAGAAGAAGCUGAAGGAAAUAUUUGGAUUUUUUGACAACUACUUUACAUAUCUCCGACAGAGAUCCCAGGAGAGGGAAGCGGCUGAUGAAAGAAAUAAAAAAAAGUUGUCAGAACUAUUCCAAAAGUAUGUUGAGAUCUUCAGCAGUUCAGAAGAAGAGAAGGCAUCUGAAAAGGCCAGAAACCCAAAGCUUAGUCUCCAUCAGGAAGUAAUGGACCAAAUGAACUAUCUGGAAAUGAAGCGAGUGGACUCUUUUGCUGGACUUCUUCAGUGUCUAACUGAGAAAAGUCCAUCAGAAAUGGAGUUUGUUCUGAAAAAAUGGAAGUUCGUCUUUGACAACUCUCCCUCCAAAUCUGGAACCACACUUAACUUCAUCUUGGCAAAUAUAGUAAUGCACUGCAUCAAGCCCUCUUCGAAGCUGGUGAAAAGGUAUGAGGAGCUGGUUGACCUUUUGGAUAAAGAACUGCAAAAGGAAGGUACUCGUUCAAAACUGACUGAGAUGUACUACCUGUCCAUGCUGCUCAUGUGGCCUGCAAAAGACAGAAAACUUGAGAGUACUCCAACCUAUAAAGAUAUCAGCACUUACAUCACAUCAGCCAAGAGGUCCUUCAGCAAACGCUUCUCUCACUUGAUUCCAGCUCGAAGUGCAAUAGCUCAUUUUUUUCUGGGGAAAUCCAGUGGAUUAAAGCGAAUUGUGCCCAAAGUGAAGCUCGACAAAAUUCUUGCUCAGGUAAAUAAAAAGGACAGUGGCAGCAGUCAGAGUAGUCAGCCACACAAUGUGCACCGUCUCUGGCAGAGUGGAACUGCAUGGAAUGAGCCAGACGUGCAGAAAGAGCUGUUGAGGGUAAAAGGGAAAUCAGAGAAUGGAGACAUUUACAUCAACUAUGGAGGAAACCUGAAAAUGUCUGUUCGCCCAGCUUAUCUGGGUGACAUCCGAACUGGAUAUAGCCGGGAGGAUGUAUCUUUCUACCUUGGCUUUACUAUGGAGGGUCCAGUGGCAUAUAAUAUAAAGUAUGAAAAUGACACGUGAACACAUUAUGUAGAACUCAGUGUAGCAGCCUUGACCUCAAAGAACAGAAGAGAGAUUCUGACGGAUGCAGUACUUUCAUUUUGAUUGGCACUUUCAAAACUACAUCAAAAUAAGGAAAAUGUGUAAAAUAUAAUAAACAAUCAACCAUUUACUACAAAAUGUACAAAAUAACACACCUGUCAGCAUUCCCCCAGCUGGCUCCACAUCUGACCACCAGAGGGAGCCCUCACCUGAGUAUUGACUGCACUUCCUCUCCACUCUCACUAGUCACUCCCUCAGCCAUUUCUCCUCAGCUGUUUCCCAUCUUCCUCAUCAGCACCAGUAUUUAGCCAGCUGUCAACCCCUCAGUGUGAAGUCAUUGUACUCCCUGACAUACUGCCUGCGUUCCUCCUUGUUACAGCUCCUGGUUUGUGAUCUCCGCCUGUCUCCUCGCUUGCCGGUCUGCCUUUUCCCUCGACCCAGGCCUGGACCGUGACCUGCCUCGGCCAUGCCCGUUUGUUCAUGGUUGUUAUUAAACCUUACUUGCAAAUGGGUCCAAACGCUGCUGCCUCUUCAUCACAACAGCUCACUUUGCCUGCCAAGGGUGCGAUCUGCAAGGUUUCCCUCCCUAUCUCACUCCCACCUGCUCGGCUUGGGGGGAGGGGCCAACCAAACUAAGUUCCUCAUAAAUGCUGCAGAUAUAAUUCAAAACAACAGCAAUAAAAUACACAACGUACUGAUUCAUAUACGUCUAACAAUCACAGGAGGACACAGCAGAUGAAGUUAAACUUAAAUCUGAACUUACAUGAACUGACUCCAGUCACUAAAGAACUGCGCACGUGAAGCUCCUGGAAACCAAACACAACUUUCCGGAAGUGGAAAACAUUGUGGUCAUUUAUAAAGAGUAGAAAAGGGGUCAUACUUACAUAAAAGGGGCGUGGUCUAAAGUGUUUCACCUGAGAUAAGUGUGUGUCAUUCUGGUUAUUCAAACUAUGUUACAUUUUAUUUUACUAUUAUAUCUACUGACAGGCAAAUAAAGGAUUUAACUUUUGUGUCAGAUUUUAAAUUUAAUUUUACUGCCUACAUUAGUAAAUUAUGUUUGACUGGAUAUGUAUGUAUAAAGGAAUUGAAUAUUAAAAUGUUAAAUGGCACAUUAAUCACCAUAAAGAAAAUAUCAGCUUUUGUUUCAACUUUAUUUACUGUAGGAAUAAACAAUAAACAGACAUGCUGACAGUCCACCAGCUAAAACUCAGAAAAGUACAUUUGUUUUUGUUUUUUAUCAAUACACAAAUGAAACUUUUUAAACUAUUAUAAAAACAAUUAUUUUUAAAACCUGUCUUAUGUUCAUAUUGUAUUUUAAAUGUAUAUAUAUUAUGAUACAGUUAUAUUCAUCUUACAUGUGUGUUAAUUUUUCUUUUUUUUUUUCAAUUAAAGCAUUUCAUUAUUUCUGUAAUGAGUUUGAUACAUCUGUUCAAUUUUGUUCUGUUGUGUACAAUUAAUGCUUGAAAUAAACUAAUAAUUCAAGCAAUCAAACUUUGCUGUUUCAUAAAGUUUAAAUGUCUUUCACAUUGUUUCUGUCAUUGUUAUUGUUUUCCCUUCAUGUUGAAAUAUUAAUACAGCACUUCGUAGUGAAAUGCAGGUGAACAUGAACAGUCUGUCGUAUGUUUGUGGUUCUCUCUUCUGUUGUUUUUGUUGGCCUGUUUGAAAGUAGGAGACCUGAAAGUCCCAGUAUUUCUUUCUUUUUUUUUUAUCUGGGCAGGGUCCAAUAUCGGUAUGGAACUUUGGGGGUUUGGCGGGUUGGGGUCUCCAUUGGUCAGACUGCCUCGGUUCCAUCAGUACCUGACCAGAGCUCGGGCAGGGGCGGCCCUUGGUGCGGGGGCCUGGGCUUGCCCCUAAGACUGGCUCCUCUCUUUGUGUGGGGUCUUCUUGCAGCGAGGCCCCAGGACUGGUGACAUUUGGGAGCAACACUUGGGGGGGUAAGCUGGUGUUACCCUGCAAUGUGCCUCGGUUGUGGAGCUGCUACUUGGCAGUGGCCCUCCUCAUGGUUGGACAUCACUGUGAGCAAGCAGGAGAUGUCCCCUCAGUGCCCUACUCGCCAAUGUUCAACAAUCUUCA
This is a messenger RNA of Oryzias melastigma (Indian medaka), 7182 nucleotides long. RefSeq names its product sterile alpha motif domain-containing protein 9. Gene Ontology annotation, molecular function: protein binding. Gene Ontology annotation, cellular component: cytoplasm. Lineage: Eukaryota; Metazoa; Chordata; Actinopteri; Beloniformes; Adrianichthyidae. The record is from RefSeq and is a predicted model, not a curated record.